AUGCCGUCCACACCUAGUACGGUAGUACCGGAGACUCGAGUCAUCUCCCCGUCGCCCUCUGUUUCCGAUAAAUCAGAAGCACGUGAUGGGUAUUUUGCGCCGGUAACGCGAUCUGCAUCGCGCCGACAACAGGAUGGAUCUGGCUCAAGGCGAACACGAAGCCCAUCUGAAGACACACCCUCGAGGACUUCAACGCGCCAACGUCGACCACCUCGGCGGUCCAACCCGAAAAUCCCAGCAUCACCACCAGCGGCCAAUGGUAGCACCUCCAACGGUUUCCUAUCACCCACAUCGAAGGUCUCAGGCGCACCACACGACCUUUCGAGAUCACCAUCACCGCUUGGCCUGAUUCCUCUACACUCUCGAUACCGCAGUUUUAUUCACCGCCAUGAAAUCCCGCGGAAGUUCCUCCACGUGUCAAUUGGGUUCCUGACUCUUCACCUCUACAGCCGAGGUAUCCAGACACUUGAGAUAACACCAGUGCUCUUGUCUGCCCUGGUCCCCAUUGCAGUGACAGACUUUGUACGACAUCGGUCGGAGAAGGUCAAUAAGCUUUACAUUCGUUGCGUUGGUGCGCUCAUGCGUGAGACCGAGGUCUCGGGAUAUAACGGUGUGAUCUGGUACUUGCUCGGCGCAUACAUCGUCCUCCGUUUCUUCCCCAAAGACGUUGGCGUUAUGGGUGUACUCCUCCUCAGCUGGUGUGAUACUGCAGCAUCCACCUUUGGUCGUAUGUACGGUCGCUAUACUCCUCAUCUCCGACAAGGGAAGAGCUUGGCUGGCACCGCAGCCGCCUGGCUCGUUGGUGUUGUCACCGCCGCUGCUUUCUGGGGUUGGUUUGUGCCUUACAUGGGUGCAUUUCCCAACGAUCCGGAGGGUUCUUUCAUGUUUACCGGCCGCCUGAACCUACUCCCAGAUUGUGUUCGGGGCCUGAUGGGCUGGGAUGCUGUUGAGACUUCGUCCACCACCAUAACCGGCCCGUUGGCUUUGGGUGUGAUGAGCAUUGUCUCUGGCUUCAUCGCGGCCGGUAGUGAGUUUAUCGAUCUAUGGAGUUGGGAUGACAACUUCACCAUCCCAGUGCUGAGUGGACUUGGGCUCUGGGGAUUUCUCAAGGUCUUUGGCUAG
Messenger RNA from Penicillium odoratum, 1122 nucleotides. Its product is annotated as diacylglycerol/polyprenol kinase family protein. The coding region runs from base 1 to 1122 and encodes 373 amino acids. Gene Ontology annotation, molecular function: ATP-dependent diacylglycerol kinase activity. Gene Ontology annotation, biological process: phosphatidic acid biosynthetic process. Gene Ontology annotation, cellular component: endoplasmic reticulum membrane. The record is from RefSeq and is a predicted model, not a curated record. The transcript has a single exon. Lineage: Eukaryota; Fungi; Ascomycota; Eurotiomycetes; Eurotiales; Aspergillaceae.